Molecule: messenger RNA, 1449 nt
Organism: Eurytemora carolleeae
Lineage: Eukaryota; Metazoa; Arthropoda; Copepoda; Calanoida; Temoridae
Product: beta-1,3-glucan-binding protein-like
Exons: 2
Biological process (GO): carbohydrate metabolic process
Molecular function (GO): hydrolase activity, hydrolyzing O-glycosyl compounds
Source: RefSeq, a predicted model, not a curated record
AUGAGAAGGAGUAGGAGUAGGAGUAGGAGAUGGAGUAGAAGUAGGAGUAGAAGUAGGAUAGUACUAGGAGUAGGAGUAGGAUUAGGAGUAGGAGUAGGAGUACAGGUAGGAGUAGAGUACAGUUUUAAGUUCACACAAUUUGAGUAUAAACUAAAUUAUUUUCUAAAUUCUAACUUGGAAAAUAACUUGAUUUCUUUUUUUUUUAGUCUUUACAAAAUUCUAAAUAUUUGGAUUUUCCCUUUAAGUCUGUUUUCCAACAAAUAUGAGUUAAAAGUGUUCAGUUCAGAGUUUAAUACUGAUGAAGGAAACAUCACUGCUAAUCCUUGUCCUGCAGCAGGGAAUACAGCUGGAUUUAACCAUACCAGAGGAGAUCUUAUCUUUAAUGAAGAGUUUGAUACGAUUGAUGAAUCUCGGUGGACUCAUUGGAUCUCUGGUUGGAGAGGAGGAAACUGGGAGUUUCAGUACUACAGGAACAACAGGAAGAACAGUUAUACCAAGGAUGGAUAUUUAUUCAUCAAACCUUCCUUAACAGCAGAUGAGUAUGGAGAAGAUUUUCUUUAUAAUGGAGAACUCAGUCUGUGGGAAGAAGGAUGUACAGAUUCAUGGAAUAUUGACGGGGGCUGUGUUAUUCACUCCGGUGGAGAUAACAUUGUUAAUCCGAUUCAAUCUGCUAAACUUGUUUCUAAGGAUAAAUUUCACUUUAAAUGUGGAACUGUCGAAAUCAGAGCCAAACUGCCUAAAGGAGAUUGGCUUUGGCCAGCUCUUUGGCUCAUGCCUAAAGAUUCCAAAUAUGGAGGUUGGCCAAGAUCUGGAGAAAUUGACAUGUGUGAGUCUCGAGGUAAUGAAGACUUAAACUGUAAUGGUGUUGCACAGGGUAGACAGCUAGCAGGUUCUACGCUGCACUGGGGCCCGGAUCCAGGUAGUAAUGGUUUCAUGAAAACAUCAUGGUGGACUGUUAAUGAGGAAAACGAUUUUAGCAGUGACUUUCACCUCUACCGACUGGAGUGGAAUGAGGACGGAAUUAGCUCCUUUAUGGAUGACAAUUACAUCGGAGGUGUUUAUCCUCCUGAGGGUGGAUUCUGGGAGUUUUGAGAUUUCAACGGAGACAAUCCUUGGAAAGAUGGAACUAAAAUGGCACCCUUUGAUUCAGAUUUUUACUUUAUUUUGAACGUAGCUGUUGGAGGGAACUUCUUCCCAGAUGGUUGUUACAAUGCUAAUGGUGAGAAGCCCUGGCAAAGUGGGAAUGUUCCUGGAUCCAAGAAGAGCUUCUGGGAGUCAAGCAGGGACUGGAUUCCAACCUGGAAUAUAGAUACAGAGGACGGGGCUUUACAGAUAGACUACAUCAAGGUCUGGAGUUUGUAGAGUUAUGUUUUACAUAUCUAUAUAAAUAAUCUUUUUGUUUGAUUACUUGUUUGUAUUCAAUAAACGUCAAAACAGCUUUAUAGCCAA